This is a messenger RNA of Artibeus jamaicensis (Jamaican fruit-eating bat), 1342 nucleotides long. It is a transcript of the gene GUCA1C, whose product is annotated as guanylate cyclase activator 1C. The record is from RefSeq and is a predicted model, not a curated record. Bases 114 to 710 code for a protein of 198 amino acids. The transcript has 4 exons. Gene Ontology annotation, molecular function: calcium ion binding; calcium sensitive guanylate cyclase activator activity. NCBI's taxonomy places the organism in Eukaryota, Metazoa, Chordata, Mammalia, Chiroptera, Phyllostomidae.
AGUAGCUUUCUAAGGGCACGUGUUAGCCUUAAAUUUUAGUGAAGAGUGAGGGACUACACAGGGACAGACCCUACCUGAAAACGACCUGAGAAAAAGCUGUCGACAGGGUCCCGAUGGGCAAUAGUAAAUCUAUAGCUGAUUGCCUGGCAGCAGUUCCAGCUACAGAGACCUAUGUGUGGUACAGGAAAUUUAUGAUGGAAUAUCCAUCCGGCCUGCAAACACUGCAUGAAUUUAAGACACUCUUGGGUCUGCAAGGUCUGACUCAAAAGGCCAACCAACAUGUUGAUCAAGUCUAUGAUACCUUUGACAUGAAUAAGGAUGGAUUUAUUGACUUUUUAGAGUUUAUUGCUGCAGUUAAUCUAGUUGUACGAGGAAAAAUGGAGCAAAAAUUAAAGUGGUAUUUUAAGCUAUAUGAUGCUGAUGGAAAUGGUUCUAUUGACAAAAAGGAACUACUGAACAUGUUCACGACUAUACAAGCCCUCAAUGGCCAGCAAACUCUGAGUCCUGAAGAAUUCACCAGCUUGGUGUUUCAUAAGAUUGAUAUGAACCACGAUGGAGAACUGACUUUAGAAGAAUUUAUCAGUGGCACAGAAAAAGAUCAGGAUCUUCUGGAGAUUGUUUCCAAGAGCUUCGACUUUUCCAAUGUCCUGAAAGUUAUCUGUAAUGGGAAGCAGCCAGACACAGGAGCAAGCUUCCCUCAAACCAUCUGACAAGGCUGGUCUACAGAAGAUGACAGUGAAGUGGCUUUGAGAAUGGCUUUCCCAGGUUUCAGUUAAGAAGAAAUGAAAUAUACCCCAUGUAUAUGUUAUUGACUGCAGAUUUUUGUUAUAAUUGGUGCCAGUUUAUGAACACAUGACUUAUCUUAAGUCCCAUAGAGCCUUCCAUAAAAAUCCUAGACAAACCAUUGUUGUUUUUUUGUUUAUACAUUAGUAUUCUCUGGGCAGAUCAGAAUAUGAUGAUUAAACUGAAGAAUUGUCUCCUUAUCUAUCAGUUCAAAAUGGAGCUCACAUAUGCUUCCUUGCACACCCAAAUUAAUCUCAUCUUGAAAUAGAACUAGAUGAUCUGGGCAGUGUCUCCACAGGUUAGCGUACUUGUUAGACUAAACAUGUAUUUGGCAAAUGUGUUUACUGCCUCCUGGCUCUUGUUGCAUCCAUACAUCAUAAAUGACUGAGCUCUGGUCUAUUGAGAAACUUUUUUUUUCUCUUCUUUCCUACUCCCAACCCUGAAUGCUGUCUUGAAUCAGUAAUAAUGUUCUGUUGCAAAGGCAAAAAUCUUAAGCUCUGUAGUAAAAGAAAAAAAAUUCCGGCUGGGCAAUGAGAAUGUUUCUGUCUGGCUUGUUAUA